AUGGCACAAUCGAAAUCAAUCAAAUACUAUGCAGGAAAGCGGAUUUUAAUCAUAGGAGGCAGCAGCGGGCUAGGCCUUUCUGUAGCCAAGUAUGCAAAGUCUCGCGGCGGCAUAGUAACCAUCACAUCCCGCUCUCUAUCCAAGAUAAGCCCGCUCAGAAGCGAGUAUAGCACACUAAGUGUAGACAUAACCAAAGCAGAAUCUGUCAGCGCCCUCCCCACUAACUUUGAUAUAAUCAUGUGCUGUGCUGGAUAUGCCCGCCCAUCUUAUGCUAGAGACAUUACCAUAAAAGAGGCACAGAGUCAUUUAGACUGUAACUUUCUUGGAGCUGUCCGUGUAUACCUACACUUUCUAAAUAGUGUAUCUGCGAAAUCCAGAAAAAAGCUUGUUUUUGUUGCAUCCACCUUAGCGCUUCGCUCAUUUGGUGGGUAUGGCAUGUACGCCCCCAGCAAAUCCGCACUUUCCUCAUUUUAUGAGUCUGUCCAUACUGAAUCAUCUAUACACGGCCUUGACCUGUGUAUAUACUACGUGUCAACAAUACAGAGCCCAGGAUUUGAAAUAGAACAAGAGCAUAAACCGCUGUUCACAAAGAAAAUAGAAGGGUCUUCUCUGGGCGCCGACUCCAUCCCAGAAAGCAGAGCAAAAACUCUUCUGGAUGCGCUGCCAACAGAAGGAAUCAUUUAUUCUGAUUUUAUCACUUGUUUGUUUAGUAAGUCCUCUGAUAUAAACUCUUUUCAAGAUUUUCUGGCGUGGAUAGCCUCUCCUUUCUUCUGGAUGAUUUUUAAGAUGUUUGAGUCAUAUACAGUUAAAAAAUACUAUGAGCAUACAAAUGAGACACCAAAAAAGAAUAAGUUAGUAAAGAAGAAGAAAAAAUAAAUUCAACACAAAAGGAUUUUAAAAUAAAAUUUCCG
Messenger RNA from Nematocida parisii ERTm1, 911 nucleotides. RefSeq lists its product as uncharacterized. The coding region runs from base 1 to 876 and encodes 291 amino acids. Gene Ontology annotation, cellular component: endoplasmic reticulum membrane. The record is from RefSeq and is a predicted model, not a curated record. Gene Ontology annotation, biological process: sphingolipid biosynthetic process. The transcript has a single exon. NCBI's taxonomy places the organism in Eukaryota, Fungi, Microsporidia. Gene Ontology annotation, molecular function: 3-dehydrosphinganine reductase activity.